GUCGGUUCAACGCCCUAUCUCAGACAGAGCUUAGGCUACCCUCCGGGCCUUGUUGCGGCAGAGUCCAUCUGUCUGAGCGGCCCGUUGUGACGUGUAUGGAAGCCCUCCCAUCAUGCCCAGCUGUGAUUGCUAUUGGCCGAUGUGAUGGAGUGGUGUCAGUCUAUGAAGCCAAUGAGAAGCGAGUCCUUGACGAGCUCCGAGACCAUUCGCAUGGAGUGACUGAUCUCUCUUUUAACUCUGAUG
Messenger RNA from Perkinsus marinus ATCC 50983, 243 nucleotides. RefSeq lists its product as hypothetical. The record is from RefSeq and is a predicted model, not a curated record. Lineage: Eukaryota; Perkinsozoa; Perkinsida; Perkinsidae. Gene Ontology annotation, molecular function: protein binding. The annotation marks the transcript as partial. The transcript has 2 exons.